UUUGAGGCAUUUUGAGAGUAUAAAUAGAGGAAAUAUUUGUGACAGUUUCAUUCGAUUCCUGAUAUGCAUCAAGAGCAGAUUUUGAGUUUUCUUAUUCGAGCUUCAUCGACUAACUACACAUCUUCCAAAAUGGCCACUUCGACUCAACUCACAGUUUUCAUCACCUUGGCCGUAAUGGCAAUAACCGGCGUCUACGGACAACUGACACCUCAAUCGCAGAUUACUCAGAUGAUUGGACAAACAUGCACCGUCUACAGGGAAUUACUCAAGGAGGAGGGUCCUAAGUGCAGCCACGGCGUCAUUGAGGAAUUCAUCGACGAACUCGACAACGUUCAGCCUACGAUGAAGAACGUCGACGCUGACACCAUCGAGGACAACGUCCUGGAGUAUCUCAAGCAGUCAAAAUUGAAUUCCCUUUGUUACGUCAGCGGCAUGUCCAUCAGGAGUGAAUGCGAGCUGAUGGAUAGCGUGUGUUCCUUCGGUAACAACAUCAUCAAAUGCAGAGAUCUCCCACCUGCAGCCCCCGCCAAUCCACCGAAUGCCGCCCCUAACACCGUCCGCCCCGCCACUACAUAGAUCUACAUGUAGCUACCUCGCAUCAACAUCGAUUUUCGAAGUAAAAAAACAUCCCUUAGCAUCGUCAUCAUCAUCAAGAGCAUCGAAGUCAUCGUCAUCUAUAUUAUCAUCGUUGGCGUCCAUCAUCAUCCACAUUAUCGUCAUCAUCGUCAUCAUUUAUUGUGUCAUCUUCAUCACCCAUAAUCACCGUCAUUAUCGUCGACGUCGUCAGCGGAGUCGUCAUCAUCAUCAUCAUCCGCAUUAUCAUCUGCGUCAUCAUAAUCAUUGAUCAGGAUCAUCAUUGUCGUCGCCAUCGUCAAUGUUUUCGCCAUCAUCUCAUUUUACUCCUAACUGCUGAUGCAUAGGCAUAACUCACUUUCAUCUUCCUCUAAUUUAUUGUUACCGCACUCAAAUAAAAUUGCUCACUUUCAUCAGGGACAUGCAUGUCCCUGCUUUCAUGUACCAUUUGAAUUAAAUUGAACUGGAAUUGAAAAUAUCGGUUUUUGUAUCUUACUUCAAAAAUAAAUUCCAAUGUCCAUGAAUGCGCUUCCAGUUGCGCCGUUCUAAAGAUUUGGAAUAACCUACCACUAGACAUAAAAUAAACCUUAUCUGUUGCUGUCCUCAAAGUUUUUAGGAAUACGUACCUGUUUUUAGUAGCUUUUGAAUAUAUUGUUAUUGUGUGUCUCUCAAUUAGCAGUGUGUUGUCAUUGCAGCAGGGUAUAUUUGUGUAAUAGCUUAACUAUA
Strongylocentrotus purpuratus (purple sea urchin) is the source of this 1299-nucleotide messenger RNA. RefSeq lists its product as uncharacterized. The coding region runs from base 64 to 576 and encodes 170 amino acids. The transcript is spliced from 4 exons. The record is from RefSeq and is a predicted model, not a curated record. Lineage: Eukaryota; Metazoa; Echinodermata; Echinoidea; Camarodonta; Strongylocentrotidae.